AAAUUUAUGAACUCCUCUUUAGAUCCAUCUUCGUCUCUCUCAUUCGAGUUGCAGAGAUAUAUAUAUAUAUAUUUACAUAAUUUUUAUAUAUAUAAAUAUAAAUAUCAACAUAUUAUUUAUUUUUAUCUAUAAAUAUUUAUAUAUGAGAAAACAAUAAACACCUCUGGUCACCUUAGAUUACGGAACUAAUCUCCUAAACCAUAAACCAAAAAAAGAAGGCCUUAGGCCCAAACCGACGGUUCCCUCUCUUUCUCUCUCAGUCAAAAAUAUCUGAAACCCUUUUCUCCAUUUUCUCUUUUCAUUUUCUGGGUUUCUCUCAUUUUACACUAUUCUAUAUUUUCCUGUUGGGACAAUCAUUUCGGGAAUUUUCUCAUUCUUUUUUUCAAAGUUCUGGGUAUAUACAUAUAUUGGGUUUUUCAUUUCUUCCCGGCGAUGACGACGUCCGGUGGCGGUGGCCCUAACGCUGCUGCCUGUGCCUCGUCCAACGGCACUAGCCCGAGAUUACCACCGGGACCAACAGCAACGCGGCGGCGCGUGACUGACUUAAUAGCCGAGGGCUGCGCCGACCGUACCUCGAACUUGUCAGACGCGCCGUCGGUGGAAGAAGAAGACCAUUACGAUCCUCCCGGAACUACUCCCUCCUCCGUCGGACCUUUUCACCACCAUCACCAUCUACACCACCAUUAUUGCCACCAUCAUCACCCCGUGACAAAGUAUCUGCUGCUUCGCAGGCGCAUGUUCUCCUGUGUACCCGAGAAGUGGUUAAUUCGUAUUGAGGAUGGUUUUUAUUGGAUGGCUACGAUUAUUCAGUCGCUUAGAUCGGGGAAGAAUCUGGGCCGUAGGAUCAUUCUGGCUCUUUUAUUGAUGGCUGUCGUAUCGUUAUUUGUCAAAUUCUCUUUCCUGAGUAGCCACGUGGAUGUUGAUACCAAUGUUAAAGAGAACAAUGGACUUUUGAUUUUACAGACCUUCAAGGAUGACUCGGCCAUGGCUGCUCAACAGGCCAUAACCGAGUCCCAAACUUCCAUGCCUAAACGUGUUCUUGAGAGAUUUUCUGCUCCAGAAAUAUGGAUGAGACCAAACAGUGACAAUUUUCACAAAUGCAUUGCUCGACCCAAGAAUCGAAUAAGGACAGGUUCUAAAACAAAUGGUUAUCUUCUUGUUCAUGCUAAUGGUGGACUAAAUCAAAUGAGAACUGGGAUUUGUGACAUGGUUGCUGUUGCAAAGAUUAUGAAUGCUACUCUUGUUCUUCCUUCUCUUGAUCAUGAGUCAUUUUGGACUGAUCCAAGUGAAUUUAAGGACAUAUUUGACUGGAGACACUUCAUGGAAGUUCUGAAAGAUGAUAUAGCAAUAGUUGAAUAUUUGCCUUCACACUAUGCAUCCAUGAAGCCCUUACUUAAGGCCCCUGUUUCCUGGUCUAAGCCUAGCUAUUACAGGAACGAAAUGAUUCCAUUGCUUAAGCGUUACAAAGUGGUAAAGUUCACUCAUACUGAUUCUCGCCUCGCUAAUAAUGGCCUUGCAUCCUCAAUUCAAAGGCUUAGAUGUCGUGCCAAUUAUGAGGCGCUUCGGUACUCGAAGGAUAUUGAGGAUCUGGGGAAAGUUUUGGUUGAUAGGCUUAGGAACAACAGCGAGCAAUAUGUUGCUGUGCAUUUAAGAUACGAGAAAGACAUGCUAGCAUUCACAGGCUGCAGCCAUAACCUUACCUCAGACGAAGGUGAAGAGCUUCGGGCUAUGAGGUAUAAUGUCAAGCAUUGGAAAGAGAAAGAGAUUGACAGCAUAGAACGGAGACUCCAAGGAGGAUGUCCCAUGUCACCAAGAGAAGCAGCCAUGUUCCUCAAAGCCAUGGGAUAUCCUUCCACCACAACCAUCUACAUUGUUGCAGGAGAGAUCUAUGGCAGCAAUAGCAUGGCAGCCUUUCGGGCAGAGUACCCUAAUGUCUUCUCUCACUCCACUCUUGCAACAGAAGAAGAGUUAGAGCCUUUCAAGCCUUACCAAAAUCGACUUGCUGCAUUGGACUAUAUCGUGGCACUUGAUAGUGAUGUCUUUGUUUACACCUAUGAUGGAAACAUGGCAAAGGCGGUUCAGGGCCAUAGGAGAUUCGAUGGAUUUAAGAAGACUAUCAACCCUGAUAGGCAAAGUUUUGUUAAACUGAUUGAUCAGUUAGAUGAGCAUAAUUUAUCAUGGGAAGAGUUUUCGUCUGAGGUUAAGAGUCUACAUUCAUACAGACUUGGUGCACCAUAUCUGAGACAGAUUGGAGAGUCACCAAGGUUAGAGGAGAACUUUUAUGCAAACCCUUUUCCUGGUUGCAUAUGUAACAAGUCUCAAGAACCAGUUACAAACUCAAAGUUUGUACAGACACAUAGACGAAGUUUGAGGAUGACCACAGCUCGACCAGAGUGACUAAAGUGAGUGAUGAGAGCACAAAGUUGAAUAUACAACUUAUAAUGUUAUUGCUUUUAGUGGUAGCUGCUAUUCAUUGGAAGACUGCAGCUCACAACAUACACUACAUCUAUACAAGGUCGAAGAAGUUGAGGAUUCCCUCGUGAUGGUUUGAACAUACAAAGUUUUAAGAGUUUUGGUGUCCCAACAUUUGAGGGCCUCUGUCUUUACCUGUGAAUUUUUUUUAGAAGCACAGAAGAUGGUUGGUUUACAUUUUUUUUAAAGGGAAAUUCAGGAUAGUUUCUAUGGUACAGAUGCAGCAUCCCUGUCAGAUAUUGAGGUAUAAAUUCGUUAAUUCGUUAUUUUUCUUUUUCUUCUUUUGAUUUGAUUGUCAAAGCCAAUAGUCAAAUUGAGCUCCAAUGGUUGUUGAAUCAAAAACUCAUAUACUUCAGAAUUGUUUCAUAAUACAAAUCAGGUUAUACAUUUUCCUC
Molecule: messenger RNA, 2867 nt
Organism: Cannabis sativa
Lineage: Eukaryota; Viridiplantae; Streptophyta; Magnoliopsida; Rosales; Cannabaceae
Product: O-fucosyltransferase 19
Exons: 8
Coding region: 433-2397 (654 amino acids)
Cellular component (GO): cytoplasm
Source: RefSeq, a predicted model, not a curated record